AUGGCCGGCUACUACCGGUCAGGGAAGCUCAUCGCUGCAUGGUACAACCCUUGGGACUGGUUGAAGGCAAUAGCCAAUCAGCAGUGGCCGGUUAUUGUCCCGGGUGGAUCUCACCGGGCCGGCGUCUAUCAGCGCAGCUUCCAAGAGAAAAUCAACUUGUUCACCGGGCCUUUGUCCUGUAAAUUCCAGUUCUUAUUAGUCAAGAGAUAA
Penicillium verrucosum is the source of this 210-nucleotide messenger RNA. RefSeq lists its product as uncharacterized. The record is from RefSeq and is a predicted model, not a curated record. Lineage: Eukaryota; Fungi; Ascomycota; Eurotiomycetes; Eurotiales; Aspergillaceae. The transcript has a single exon. The coding region runs from base 1 to 210 and encodes 69 amino acids.